Molecule: messenger RNA, 693 nt
Organism: Theobroma cacao (cacao)
Lineage: Eukaryota; Viridiplantae; Streptophyta; Magnoliopsida; Malvales; Malvaceae
Molecular function (GO): zinc ion binding; nucleic acid binding
Source: RefSeq, a predicted model, not a curated record
AUGGGAGUUCCGGGUCGUGACAAAAUCGUCGAUUGGUUCCCUGCGCUAGAGAUCUCAGAUAAAAAAUAUGAAAAGCUUGUUAAACGUUGGAACAAAUCUGUCAUUGUUAGAAUGCUGGGGAGACCAAUUUCUUAUAGGCUGUUGUGUGACAGGAUUGCCUAUAUGUGGAACCCUAAAGGCAAAUACUCGAUUGUUGAUUUGGAUGAUGACUGUUUCCUGGUUAAAUUUACAGAGGAAGGGGACUACCUUAGGGCUCUCUUAGAUGGUCCUUGGGUGAUUCAAGGAAGCUAUUCUUUAGUGCAACCAUGGACACCGAACUAUCUAAGAGGUGCAAACGAUCUCACUGCUGUAGCGGCUUGGGUUAGAUUCCCAGGGAUGCCGCUUCAUUUAUACCACAAAUCAGUGCUAAGAAGAUUGGCGGCCCUCUUAGGUCAUCUGUUGAAAAUUGACUAUAACACAUGCUCGAAAAAGAGGGGAAAAUUUGCAAGGAUUGCAGUGGAGUUGGAUCUAACUAAACCAUUGGUCCCAUUUGUAUACGUGAAAGGAAAAAGGCAGAAGGUGGAGUAUGAAGGCCUGCCAAGGAUUUGUUAUGUUUGUGGACUAUAUGGGCAUGUCCAAGAAGAAUGCCUAAACAAAGAAAACUCUCGAUCGCAUAGUAUGAAUGAAAAGGAGAAAGGGGAUGAACAGCACUAG